UGUGCGUGUGUGUGAAUACUGUAUAUAGAUAUUUUUUUCAAGCGGCGUGCAACAUGAUCUUUGCACGCCGCUCAGAGGAGAGGGUAAGGCGGCCUCAGCAGGGCCGUGGCGACCGCUUCUAGAGCACGGCAGACGGCUUAGAGGAGGAGAAUGUGUCCGGUAGUUGUGUGACGACUGUUCGUACAAACAGGAGGAGCAGGACGGGGAGUUGUCAAGCUUGUCUGCGUCAAAUGUGUUGACCCUCCACUGGAUGGUGAUGAUCAUGAUGCCAUCGGUGCCUUUUAUUUGACUUUUUUGUUGUCGUCUUUUUUUUCCUCGACAUGAGCUCGCUAUUCUUCCCGGAUGCUGCACCCGCCACGGCCGCCAACGCGCCCUCGGCGGGCACCAACGCCCUGCGGAAUGACCUGGGCUCCAACAUCCACGUCCUCAAGACCCUCAACCUUCGCUUUCGCUGCUUCCUAGCCAAGGUCCACGAACUGGAGCGCCGGAACCGGCUGCUGGAGAGCCAAUUGCAGCAAGCCCUGCAGAGGCCGCACUACCGCGGGCUGUACGGCCGCGACGUGACCGUGCAGACGGACGGAGGGGGCGAGUCCAGGCUGCCCGGCACGAUCUGGUCCUUCACCCAUGUGCGCAAGCAAGGGGAGCGCCUGGAGACGCUGAGCGGGCCCGGCGUGUCGUGGACGCACCCGGACGGGGUCGGCGUGCAGAUAGACACCAUCACGCCGGAGCUGAGGGCGAUCUACAACGUGCUGGCUAAAGUGAAGCGGGAGAGGGACGAAUAUAAGAGGAGAUGGCAAGAGGAACUGUCCAAACGUGAGCUGCUGGAUUCUGCGGUGGAAUCCCUGCACCAGCGUGCCAAAGAGUCCUCCGAGAUCCAAGAUGACCUGAAUGACAAAGUGGAGAGACUAAAGGCGGAACUUGUGGUCUUCAAGAGCCUCAUGAGCGACCAAAUGUCUGACCUGGACUCCAAGAUUCAGGAGAAAGCACGGCGGGUGGACAUGGACAUCUGCAGACGCAUUGACAUCACAGCCAAGCUGUGCGAUGUGGCACAGCAGCGCAACUCGGAAGACAUGUCGAAGAUGUUCAGCGCCAGCUCGCUUCCAGAGACGGGUGCCUCGGUGGGCUGCAAAAGGAAAGAGCGUAAAGCGGUUUCCGACGAAGAUGUUUCCAACAUGGACGCAGAGCCCAGCCCUCUGGAGGAGGACACGCUCAAUAUCACAGACGAGAUGAAGCGCAUGCUAAACCAGUUACACUGUUCAGAUAACUCCUCUGUUGCCAGGCGCGAGACGUUCGACCUGGACGACGACUGCGACAGUCUGACAUGGGAGGAGAACGAGGAGACGCUGCUGCUGUGGGAGGACUUCACUAACUACAACGUGCCAUGCGGCAUCAUGACAAUGACGGCAAUACCGUCCUGUGCCAUCGCGCUCCCGAAUGAUGGAGGUGGCGAGGGCACAGAACCAGACUCCCAGGACAAAAGUCUCGGAAGCCUCAUCAAUGAAACAGAGUCCCUUUUCAAGAACAGAGAGAAGGAAUACCAGAAGACUAUCGGACAGAUCGAGAUGGAGUUGGCCACAGCCAAGAGUGACAUGAACCGCCACUUGCACGAAUACAUGGAGAUGUGCAGCAUGAAGCGAGGCCUGGACGUGCAGAUGGAGACUUGCCGGCGCAUGAUCAAAGGUGGCAGGAGCUCACCGUCGUUUAGCUCCGCGGCCAGCAGCGACUCAGGGAACACCGACGACAUCCAGGACGAGAUCUCGGACAAGGACGUCAAUGCCGAAGUUCCCGUCAGUUGAUGACCACUCGGGAACGUGGUGUGUUACAAUUAUCACCAAAAAGUUUUAAAAUAAAUAAAUAAGCUCACGGAGGUCAGCUCAGAAUUUUGGUGCUUUUGGAACUAUUUGGGUUAGUCACUGGUCAGAGUUGUCAGAGAAAAGGAUGCUCUUUUCCUCUCUAGAUAUUCACUCGGA
Messenger RNA from Hippocampus zosterae (dwarf seahorse), 1970 nucleotides. RefSeq names its product intermediate filament family orphan 2b (gene iffo2b). The transcript is spliced from 8 exons. Bases 321 to 1796 code for a protein of 491 amino acids. NCBI's taxonomy places the organism in Eukaryota, Metazoa, Chordata, Actinopteri, Syngnathiformes, Syngnathidae. The record is from RefSeq and is a predicted model, not a curated record.